Molossus molossus (Pallas's mastiff bat) is the source of this 393-nucleotide messenger RNA. It is a transcript of the gene GNG7, whose product is annotated as G protein subunit gamma 7. The transcript is spliced from 4 exons. Gene Ontology annotation, molecular function: G-protein beta-subunit binding. Gene Ontology annotation, biological process: G protein-coupled receptor signaling pathway. NCBI's taxonomy places the organism in Eukaryota, Metazoa, Chordata, Mammalia, Chiroptera, Molossidae. The record is from RefSeq and is a predicted model, not a curated record. Gene Ontology annotation, cellular component: heterotrimeric G-protein complex. Bases 151 to 357 code for a protein of 68 amino acids.
CGGCGGGUUCGGCUGCGCAGCGGAGCUGGGUCGGCCGCGGCGGCCGGAGUGCGGGGAGUGGACACUUGGUUCCUGAAACCUCGACGCUGAAGACAGCCAGGCCUUGCACACAGCUCUCUGGACCACGGGGCCCAGAGCUGAUGGCAGACAAUGUCAGCCACUAACAACAUCGCCCAGGCCCGAAAACUGGUAGAGCAGCUCCGCAUCGAAGCCGGGAUCCAGCGUAUCAAGGUCUCCAAAGCCUCAUCGGAACUCAUGAGUUACUGUGAGCAGCAUGCCCGGAAUGAUCCCCUGCUGGUCGGAGUCCCUGCCUCUGAGAAUCCCUUCAAGGACAAGAAGCCUUGUGUCAUUCUAUAGCUUGGUUUUCUUCUGGCGUGCUCUCUCUCUCUCUCU